Daphnia carinata is the source of this 422-nucleotide messenger RNA. RefSeq lists its product as uncharacterized. Bases 33 to 335 code for a protein of 100 amino acids. The transcript has 4 exons. NCBI's taxonomy places the organism in Eukaryota, Metazoa, Arthropoda, Branchiopoda, Diplostraca, Daphniidae. The record is from RefSeq and is a predicted model, not a curated record.
AGGUUGUCGACGGUGCUUCGAAUGUGCCGUGAAUGUGCCGUGAAUGUGCUGUGAAUGUGCUAAUCAUCUGUUGUUCGUGUCCAGCGGCCUGCCCAGUUCCUGCCCAGCUGCGGAUUGUUUCUAAGGUUUCGCAAACCGUUUUGCGUGGCAAUUUUUUACAGUUUACUCAGGCCGCUCUGAUCAACGAAUUCUUAAACCGUUCUUCCGGACAAUUGAAAGCUUUUGCUUUCUCUUAUCACUCGUUUGGUAAAUGGUUGGAAGGAUUUAAACAUGCAAGAACAAUCAUCUUCUCGGGAAUUGUGGCCACGAACCAAAACCAUCAAUCGGCACAUUAGUUGUCGCUUGCACAACAAGUAUUAUCGUAAUAAUUCAAGCAUAAUGUAUUACAUUACAUAUUACAUUAAAAUAAAAAAGUCAAUUGA